Spinacia oleracea (spinach) is the source of this 1420-nucleotide messenger RNA. Its product is annotated as 11-beta-hydroxysteroid dehydrogenase A-like. The coding region runs from base 203 to 1252 and encodes 349 amino acids. The record is from RefSeq and is a predicted model, not a curated record. Gene Ontology annotation, molecular function: 17-beta-hydroxysteroid dehydrogenase (NADP+) activity. Gene Ontology annotation, biological process: steroid metabolic process. Gene Ontology annotation, cellular component: cytosol. The transcript is spliced from 6 exons. NCBI's taxonomy places the organism in Eukaryota, Viridiplantae, Streptophyta, Magnoliopsida, Caryophyllales, Amaranthaceae.
UGUCGAAAGAAAUUCAUGCAAUAUUGCCAGCAGUCAAUUGAAAACCUCGUCUACACCGCUUCACCAUCGAUCUAACACUGCAUAUUUCCCUCUUUUCAUCUUUAUCAUAUCUAUCUUUUAAUAUCUCUCUGUUUAAUUUAUUUCACUUUGAUACUCGAUCGUAUAAUAGUUUGAGUGAAUAAUUAAUUAAGUUGGGGUUGAAAUGAUGGAUUUUGUAAACACAUUCCUUAAUUUCGCAGCCCCUCCAUUCACUUUUAUAACACUAUAUUUUAUGCUGCCUCCAUUUCAGAUUAUUAAGUUUUUCAUGUCCAUCUUCUCCUCCAUCUUCCCCGAAGAUGUUUCCGGCAAAGUCGUCCUAAUUACUGGCGCUUCCUCUGGCAUUGGCGAGUAUCUAGCCUAUGAAUAUGCCAAAAGAGGUGCAUGUUUGGUGCUAUCGGCUAGAAGAGAAGGAAGCUUAAAUGAAGUUGCAGAGUUAUGUAUAGAGUUAGGCUCGCCCAAAACAAUAGUGGUGCCAGUUGAUGUUGCCAAAGUUGAAGAUUGCAGACGAAUUGUUGAUGCUACCAUAACACAUUUCGGAAGAUUGGAUCAUCUAGUGAAUAAUGCUGGGAUUGUUGGGGUUGGUCAAUUUGAUGAACUAAAAGAUGUCACAAGAAUGAGACCUGUUAUGGAUAUUAAUUUCUGGGGCUCAGUGUAUAUGACCCGGUUCGCAAUCCCUUAUCUCAAAAACACUAGAGGCAAGAUUGUUGCAUUGUCAUCUUCAGCAUCAUGGAUGCCCGUACCAAGAGAAAGUUUCUACAAUGCAAGCAAAGCAGCAUUGUUAGCGUUCUUUGAGACGCUCAGGGUGGAAUUAGGUACCGACAUUAAGAUAACGAUUGUGACACCUGGUAUAAUAGAGUCUGAGUUUACCAAGGGCAAGGUCUGGACUGAGAGUGGCAUGAAAGUUGACCAAGAUCUAAGAGAUGUGCAAGUGAAUUUAAUACCAGUUGGAACAGUUGAAGGAACUGCAAAGUCCAUAGUUCGCAGCAUAUGCCGUGGUGACCGAUACGUGACGGUGCCUGCAUGGUUUAAAGUGACGUACUUCUUGGAGAUGUUGUGCCCCGAGGUGCUAGAGUGGUCAUACCGUUUGAUGUUCCUUACAAGCACAGACAACACACCAACAGGAGCAAUAGGGAAACAUAUGGUGGAUUUUCCAGGGGCUAAGGCAAUGUUAUAUCCUCCUGGUAUCCAGUCGCCUGAUAUCAAGACACGCUGAUACAAGGGAAGUCUUGUAACGCUGAAUACUUUAUGUUAAAGAUUUCUUCGUUUUUCAUUUGAGUUGUGUAGAAAGUUGAUGUAAGUAAUUAUGCGGGUAGUAGUCUAUAGUUAAUAAUGUUUUGUUGCACGUACCAUUAAUGAAAUAACUAGAGUGAAGUUUGGCAAA